CAUCCGAAGUAAAGCGAUUAUGUUCUAUCUUGUGGGUUUAGGCCUAGGUGAUGUAAAAGAUAUAACAGUACAUGGGUUAGAAAUUGUCAAGAAAUCAAAACGAGUAUAUUUAGAAGCAUAUACAUCAGUUUUACAAGGCGGACAAGCCGCUUUGGAAGAGUUUUAUGGCCGAGAUGUCAUAUUGGCUGACAGAGAUACAGUGGAACUACAGUCUGAUGAGUUGCUGACUGGAGCAGAUGAGGAGGAUGUCACGUUUCUUGUUGUAGGGGAUCCACUUGGUGCAACCACACAUACGGAUCUGAUUUUACGAGCAAUCGAGAGAAACAUUCCUUACAAGGUGAUACACAAUGCAUCUAUAAUGAAUGCCGUUGGGUGCUGUGGUUUACAGCUCUACACAUUUGGGGAGACUGUAUCAAUAGUGUUUUGGACAGACACAUGGCGACCUCACAGUUUCUUUGACAAGAUUGCAGCAAACAAGGAGAGAGGACUGCACACACUGUGUUUAUUAGAUAUUAAAAUGAAGGAACAGACUAUUGAAAACCUAAUGAAAGGUCGGAAAAUCUAUGAACCACCUAGAUUUAUGAUGACUAGUCAAGCAGCUGAGCAGAUUGUGGAAGUCAUUGAGAAGAGAAGGGAAGAAUGUGGAAGUUGUGUUUUGUCUGAAGACUCAGUCUGUGUUGGACUUGCCAGGGUUGGUUUAGAAAACCAGAAAAUUGUUGUAGCUACACUGAAACAAAUGACAUCAGUUGACCUUGGUGGUCCUUUGCAUUCUUUAAUAAUUCCAGGAAAUUUGCAUCCUUUAGAAAGUGACAUGUUAAGACAUUUUGCACUGGAUGAUACGGUUCAUACCCAGUUAAAAAGCUAGCAUACCAUGUCAGAAAUAAAUCUUCUGACACCAAAUUAUCUUGUGCUAUCUAGUUUUUAAUCAUUGGAUAAUGAUUUCCUGCCAGAGCUGGAUCAUAUAUUCUUAUAGCCAUAUUCUCUAAUUUUCACUUUUUUGAACAUCUGUUUUACAAACAAUACCAAUAUACAUGUACUCACUAAAAAACCCAACUCCAAAAUGUUUUAUAAGAAUAAAAUGUAUGACUUUUACAUGUGGAAAGGGAGAAGAAAUGAGAAGUAAUUUUAACACCUCAUCACAUCGUCUAACCAACAGUCAUUAGUUGUGGUUUUUUGUCUACCCCGACCCCAUGUUACUGGCAGAUAAUUUGCAUGGACGUAUAUCACAUCAAUUGGGAGUACUAAAUGCUCAGUUUAAAGUCGGGGCACUGUUGAGAUGUUAUUUGGUACAUACAGAAUAAGAACAAACCUAUUACUGUCAUAGAGCCUAUUUCUGUAAGGUAACAUAUAUACACUGCCCCCAGAGAGAAUAACACAAACAAACCUUGGCCUCGAUAUUCCAUUUGUAGUGCAUGUGGUUAGAAUGGGAAAUCACAUAUUAGAUCAACAAAGGUGGAUUGAUCUAUUCCAUCGGUGGAUGACUUGCUACUACACCUAGGCAUUGCACCUUUAUUGUUUAUGCAUAACCAAGAAUCAUUUUCUACCUUGGAUAAGGAGAAUAUACCCUUUGUGAUGCCAUUUUACUCCAAAAUAAUAAUUUUGCCACCUAUACUUUGAAGAGGGUUCAAACGCAGCUGCCUUAUGAACCAAAUUCCAUGACUUUUAAAGGCAUUUUCCAUGAUCUUUUAAAAAAAUUAUCUUUUUUCUUUCUUUCUUUUUACUUAUUUUCAUACUUAUAUCCUAUUAAGAUUCAAGCACUGC
This is a messenger RNA of Gigantopelta aegis, 1761 nucleotides long. RefSeq names its product diphthine methyl ester synthase-like. Gene Ontology annotation, molecular function: diphthine synthase activity. The record is from RefSeq and is a predicted model, not a curated record. Bases 20 to 865 code for a protein of 281 amino acids. The transcript is spliced from 8 exons. Gene Ontology annotation, biological process: protein histidyl modification to diphthamide. Lineage: Eukaryota; Metazoa; Mollusca; Gastropoda; Neomphalida; Peltospiridae.